Cylicocyclus nassatus is the source of this 474-nucleotide messenger RNA. The record is from the annotation of a GenBank genome assembly. NCBI's taxonomy places the organism in Eukaryota, Metazoa, Nematoda, Chromadorea, Rhabditida, Strongylidae.
AUGCCGCGUGAUCAAUUUCUAUCGGAUCAUGAAAAGGGACGCAUCACGGCCCUCCACUUAUUGAAUUGGCCCAUUCGUCGCAUCGCCGUAGAAAUCGGAAGAAGCCGUACGGUUGUCAGCAACUAUAUAGCAAAUCCACGUGACUAUGGAAGAGUUCUCUUUACUGGGCCUCCGACAGCGAAGACUUUAAAGCUUGGAUGCUCAGCUCGCACAGUUGGAAGAGUGCUAGAACGAAGCGGAAACAUUGUUAGAGCUGAAAUGACUCCGUGUCCAAAGCUCACAGUACUUUACAAGCAGCAGCGCCUCGCAUUUGCGGAAGAGAAGCUUAUGCAUCCGCUUGACUGGAACAGGAUUGUUUGGUCGGAUAAGAAGAAAUUCAACUUGGACGGGCCCACGGUUUCUCUUAUUACUGGCAUGAUCUACGCAAGGAGCCUCGUCAUUUCAGCAAGCGUAAUUUCGGCGGAGGCAAUGUAA